GUUCCCCGUUUAUAGAACUCGAACUCUUCACUCCAUUCCACGGCGAUCUCCAACUCCGGCGGCUGCGGCGGCGAGAGGGCGACAUGGCCAUUGAUCGCCGGAGACCCAAACCCUCGCGGCGGAGCCACUUUGUGAUCCGUGAAACCCUCCUCCUCCUCUUCCUCCUUUUGAUCUGCGCACCGUCCCCUUCUUCUUCUUCGUCGUCGUCGUCUUCUUCGAUGCACAACAACAACUGGGCCGUGUUGGUUUGCACCUCCAGAUUCUGGUUUAACUAUAGGCAUAUGGCGAAUACUCUGUCACUAUAUAGGACAGUGAAGCGACUAGGGAUACCAGAUGAGAGGAUAAUACUUAUGUUGGCCGAUGACAUGGCUUGCAAUGCCAGGAAUACUUAUCCAGCCCAAGUUUUCAACAAUGAGAACCACCAGCUUAACCUGUAUGGAGAUAAUGUUGAAGUUGAUUAUCGAGGUUAUGAGGUAACUGUUGAAAACUUUUUACGAGUCUUAACUGGAAGACACGACAGCGCUGUUCCAAGAUCGAAGCGUCUUUUAAGUGAUGAGGGUAGCCAUAUUCUCUUGUACAUGACUGGGCAUGGUGGGGAUGAAUUCUUGAAAUUUCAGGACUCUGAAGAGCUUCAGAGCCAUGAUUUAGCUGAUGUGGUGAAGCAAAUGAAGGAGAAGAAUAGAUUCAAGGAGUUGCUGAUAAUGGUUGAUACUUGUCAAGCUGCAACUCUUUUCUCCCAGCUUAAUUCACCUGGUGUGUUGGCAAUUGGAAGCAGCAUGAAAGGAGAAAAUUCGUACUCUCAUCACCUUGACUCAGAUAUUGGUGUGUCUGUUGUUGAUAGAUUCACUUUCUACACACUCACUUUUUUUGAGAAGCUGAACAUGUACAGCAAUGCCUCAUUGAACAGUCUCUUCGCAUCAUACAAUCCUACUUUGCUGAUGUCUACUGCAUAUUACCGAACGGAUCUUUAUGAACGACCCUUGAAUGAGGUACCUGUCACAAAUUUCUUUGGGUCAGUCAUGAAAACAAUGCACACAGACUCUGCUUACACGGGCUUCUCCAUUACACCUGAGAUUGAACUUCCAUUGUCUUCUGAGGACACGGCCGCCGAUCGAAUUCUAUUGGAAAAUGAAACUCACAAGGAAGAAGCAAAUAGUGAUGAAGUAAAAGAUAGAAGCUGCAGUUCUUAUGAAUGGUUGAAAGUGUUACAAGAUCGACUGGCAGAUGAGAAAUCCGACACUAUUGUGAUGUAUGGUCUGGGAACGAUGAUUCUGUUGCUCACUGUUUCGACCUGGUUAUCAACAUAAAGCUUCAUGAAACUCCUCCAUUACAUUGUGUGUUUUGUUGUUUGUUCCACUCCAUAACAUCUUAAGGGUAAACGUAUUGAAUAUUCAUGGCUAGUACUUCACUUAAUCAUACAAUUUCUUAGGAUUAAUUCAUUACCAAAUAUUUACUUCGUCUCUUACUGUGCUUCUGCUUUAGAGUUCAAAUAGAGUUUUCUUUAUCUUA
Messenger RNA from Ananas comosus (pineapple), 1509 nucleotides. Its product is annotated as putative GPI-anchor transamidase. The transcript has 10 exons. Gene Ontology annotation, molecular function: GPI-anchor transamidase activity. Lineage: Eukaryota; Viridiplantae; Streptophyta; Magnoliopsida; Poales; Bromeliaceae. The coding region runs from base 84 to 1307 and encodes 407 amino acids. Gene Ontology annotation, biological process: protein localization to cell surface; attachment of GPI anchor to protein; proteolysis. The record is from RefSeq and is a predicted model, not a curated record. Gene Ontology annotation, cellular component: GPI-anchor transamidase complex.